CAGCUUAAGGCUAGGCUCCAACCACUUGUGACGCCUCUCUAUCUCCAGCUUUUUGUAGUCCCGCUUCUCAGAAGAUGCACUAUUACAGAUAUUCGAACGCCGAGGUCAGCUGCUGGUACAAGUACCUCCUCUUCAGCUACAACAUCGUCUUUUGGUUGGCUGGAGUUGUCUUCCUCGGCGUUGGGCUGUGGGCAUGGAGUGAAAAGGGUGUGCUAUCCGACCUCACCAAAGUAACCCGGCUCCAUGGAAUUGACCCUGUGGUGCUGGUCCUGAUGGUGGGCGUGGUGAUGUUCACACUGGGGUUUGCUGGCUGUGUAGGGGCCCUGCGGGAAAACAUCUGCCUGCUCAAGUUUUUCUGCGGGGCUAUUGUGCUCAUCUUCUUCUUGGAGCUGGCGGUGGCCGUGCUGGCCUUCCUGUUCCAGGACUGGGUGAGGGACCGGUUCCGAGAAUUCUUCGAGAGCAACAUCAGAUCCUACCGGGAUGACAUCGACCUGCAGAACCUCAUCGACUCCCUGCAGAAAGCAAACCAGUGCUGUGGGGCGUAUGGCCCUGAGGACUGGGACCUCAAUGUCUACUUCAACUGCAGCGGUGCCAGCUACAGCCGCGAGAAGUGUGGGGUGCCCUUCUCCUGCUGUGUGCCAGAUCCCGCGCAAAAAGUUGUGAACACACAAUGUGGCUACGAUGUCAGGAUUCAGUUGAAGAGCAAGUGGGAUGAGUUCAUCUUCACGAAAGGCUGCAUCCAGGCGCUGGAGGGCUGGCUCCCGAGGAACAUUUACAUCGUGGCUGGUGUCUUCAUCGCCAUCUCCCUGCUGCAGAUAUUUGGCAUCUUCCUGGCGAGGACCCUGAUCUCAGACAUUGAGGCGGUGAAGGCAGGCCAUCACUUCUGAGGCGCGGAGUGGAGCACGCGGAGCUGAGCCAUGCCGUGGUGGAGGCCCGGGCCACCACCGCCCUCACCCCGAACGUCCCCUGGGAGGGACGCUGCCAGCGCCACGCAGAGCCAGCGCCCCGUCUUCGGCAUCAGCGGGACCUGACCUCUCUGUUUCUGUCUGCUGGUGCUGAAGACUGAGGGCUCCUUCAUACACGCCCAGAACUUGAGAUGGGAUCCCUUCUCCCCCAGGGUAUAUCCCAAGCUAGAGAAUGUGUCUUUCUAGGGGGUGGUGACUGAGGACAGACAUACAGGCAGCAGGGAGGGCUUGAGUCUGAGAGCAGCUGCCCCGCUCCUCACUCCACACCUCGGGCAGUGGCCUAGCCUGGGGGCGGGGUACCCACACGGAGGGCGGGGCAUUGAGGAGGACAAGGCUCCAUCUCCAUCAGGUCAAACAGCACAGGGGCUGUCCCUAGGAGAGGAGGAGGGGCCUGGUGGACACGGCUUGCUAUGGUAUCUGUGGGGUUGAACAGGAGCCUCAGCCAUUUUCUCGUGAAGUAAGCCUGAACCAGGGUGUGUGACAUGUACCAGCUCCUGCCUUUCCCCCCUGGACAGAACAGCCGCCCGUCUCCUAGCAUUAAGCUCCAGGGCCCCGGGUGGGCAGAGGUGGGGGACCCGCUUCUCUGCCGAGAGCUGGCUCUCAAAGAUCUUCAAGAGUGUAAAUAGUUUAUUUAUAGGGGUAAGGAUGUUCCCAUACUGUACCUUCAUUCCCCCUCCCCGACCUCCAGCAUUUCCCAUUAAGCAGCCUUACUGGUGUCUAGGACUGAAGCACCUCCUUUCGGUUCCCCAAGUCUCAAGAACCAGGCCGCCUCCCUCCCACAGCCCCCACGUCCCACAGCUUCUCCCAGCCUCUCACCAGUGGGUCACCCUGCUUCUUCUCACUGUUUUCUGGUCUUGGUGCUACUGAAAUUGUCACCCAGAAUUUAAAUCCUGUCCCUCCCUACAGCACACCUAGAGAACCCCAGCCCCAGAUAGCUGACUUGGAAACCUGGCACCUGCCAUGCUCUUCCCGGGAGAUACACCCUCCCACAAGCUCGCCAUGUUUGAUCUCUAACUUUCCCAGGGACCCCUCCCCUGCCGUAUCUGUGGUCCCCGUGUCUACUCUUCCCCUCAGGGCUGUUCCGGGGCUUACUCUUGGAGAUGAAGUCUGGCCUGUACUGGCUUCUAGUGGUCACCUACAUGCAGAGCCGAGACACAAGUGUCCAUCUUCAGCUGGGCUGCUCUCAUGCUUCUCCCUGGAUCGUUAUCUGUCUGUCCUCACUGUUCAGGGAUCGAGUGCUACUUCAGUCACCUGCCACCGUGGCCGUAAACAUUCUAAUGUGGUGUAUUUUGGUGAUACUGGUGGAUGUUUGUUGAUGAUGAUGAUGAUGAUGAUGAUGACGAUGACGACGACGUUACAACUUUUUUUUUUUUUUUUACAAUUCUCUGUAGACUAGAGGAAGAAGAAUGCUUGUGUUUUUAGGAAGCGUGAUGCUUCUCUUUGACUGCCAAACUCUUUUAUGGAAUAUAUCUUUGUAUUAAUGUU
Dipodomys ordii (Ord's kangaroo rat) is the source of this 2450-nucleotide messenger RNA. RefSeq names its product tetraspanin 14 (gene Tspan14). Gene Ontology annotation, biological process: protein maturation; protein localization to plasma membrane; regulation of vascular endothelial growth factor signaling pathway. NCBI's taxonomy places the organism in Eukaryota, Metazoa, Chordata, Mammalia, Rodentia, Heteromyidae. The record is from RefSeq and is a predicted model, not a curated record. Bases 75 to 887 code for a protein of 270 amino acids. The transcript has 9 exons. Gene Ontology annotation, cellular component: membrane.